AUGCCGGCGCAAAUGCAAUCAUCAACCUGGCCCCUCCCCUCCAGAUCACUCCUUUCAACCACUUCGACUUCGACGGCCUCCCAGAACACCCAACUCAAGCGCAUCACUGUCGCUGAGCACGCGUCCCAUCUCGCCAGCCAACGCCUCAACCGGCCCGUGAGCCCUCACCUCUCGAUCUACCGCCCGCAAAUCACAUGGUACUCGGGCGCGCUGAUGCGCAACUCGGCCAUCCUGAUCACCGCCCCGGUAUACAUCUUCGGGGCGGCAUAUCUGAUCGCCCCGCUUGUGGGCUGGCAUCUCGACACGGCCAGUGUGGUCGAAUGGUUCGGGUGUCUGCCACAGGCCGCAAGGCUGUCGAUCAAGGCCGUCUUUGGAUUUCCGUUCUGCUUCCAUAUCGUGCACGGCUUGAGGCACCUGAUCUGGGACACGGGGAUGAUGUUGACGAACAGACAGGUUGCGAUCAGUGGGUGGAUUGGUCUGGGGGUUAGCGUCCUAGCGACGAUGGGGUUGGUGGUGUGGUAA
Molecule: messenger RNA, 522 nt
Organism: Cladophialophora carrionii CBS 160.54
Lineage: Eukaryota; Fungi; Ascomycota; Eurotiomycetes; Chaetothyriales; Herpotrichiellaceae
Product: succinate dehydrogenase, cytochrome b556 subunit
Exons: 1
Coding region: 1-522 (173 amino acids)
Biological process (GO): mitochondrial electron transport, succinate to ubiquinone; tricarboxylic acid cycle
Cellular component (GO): membrane
Molecular function (GO): succinate dehydrogenase activity; electron transfer activity
Source: RefSeq, a predicted model, not a curated record